Molecule: messenger RNA, 327 nt
Organism: Mizuhopecten yessoensis (Yesso scallop)
Lineage: Eukaryota; Metazoa; Mollusca; Bivalvia; Pectinida; Pectinidae
Product: ornithine decarboxylase 1-like
Exons: 3
Coding region: 9-302 (97 amino acids)
Cellular component (GO): cytoplasm
Molecular function (GO): ornithine decarboxylase activity
Source: RefSeq, a predicted model, not a curated record
CGAAAAAUAUGUAUGGAGUAAUUUACGACCUGGGAAAGAAGUUUGGUUGCGACUUUGAAGAAGCGAUGGAUUUGUUUAUAUCGGCAAAGAACAAAGGCUUGACCGUUAUUGGUGUAUGUUUUCAUGUUGGUAGUAACUGUCUUACUUUCAACGCAUUUGCUUCGGCAAUCAAAGAAGCUCCGAGGAUAUUUGACAUAGGUCUACAGAUCGGCUUUGAUAUGAAGGUCCUGGACAUUGGAGGUGGAUACCGAGGGAGAGAUGUUGAACGACCGACUAUAGAAGAACAGGUGGAGUCAAAAUAAUUGCUGAAUCAGGACGUUACCUUGU